Molecule: messenger RNA, 297 nt
Organism: Necator americanus (New World hookworm)
Lineage: Eukaryota; Metazoa; Nematoda; Chromadorea; Rhabditida; Ancylostomatidae
Exons: 3
Coding region: 1-297 (98 amino acids)
Source: RefSeq, a predicted model, not a curated record
AUGCGCUUGUGGCUGAACACACUGCUCGCGGCGAUGCUCCUUGUCAUCGUCACUGCACUAGAGCCUUUCGAAGAUGAAUUUCUGAAAGAAAGACCAACAAGAGCGUUCCCAUUCUUAUUACGUAUCACACCAUUGAUUGGUUAUGACAGAAGGUACGGGUCUAAAGUUGACAAGGUCCCGCUGUCGACAGAGCAAAUCGACAGCACGGAUGGCGUGAUUGCACGAAUGCGGAGAGAUGGACAUAUGUUGAAAAGAUACACGUGUCGCUUCAAGUUCUGUCGAAUAUUCGAUGAAUAA